Molecule: messenger RNA, 1321 nt
Organism: Jatropha curcas
Lineage: Eukaryota; Viridiplantae; Streptophyta; Magnoliopsida; Malpighiales; Euphorbiaceae
Product: embryo defective 1273
Source: RefSeq, a predicted model, not a curated record
AACGACUGCUUAUCUUAAAGAGAAUAAAGAUAGUUGUUUGUUGCUUGCUACAAACACGAAGUCACCAGUACUGGAUCAGAACUCCCACCCGUUAAACCCUCCAUUUGAAACUGCUUUCUCGAGUGAAUUUUCAGAAUUCAAGAUCUUAUCUUUCUUUCGUCAAUCACGAAACGCCAAUUUGGUUCCCAGCUAUUAAUCUACUAAAAAAAAGAGAGGUCUCAAGAAUUAAGAACAUCGAAAAUGGCAGUUCCAUAUCCUUCAUAUUUGUUAUCUUCUUCUCCUCAUGUUCAAACCUCCACUAAAAUGGCUCUCAGAGUUCGUUCUCCUUCCAUUCAGAGAAUUACUGGGCCAUCACAAUAUUUUGAAGCUUGCAGUCACAGUUUGAGUGUUAAACCCAAUCAGAUCUUUCAGAAUACUAAGCUCAAUGUCUCUUGUGCAAUAAAUAUGGCUGCAGGCCAAUCAGGUGACCCUGAAAAAUUUCAAUUUGAGCAUCUCUCAAGCAAGGCAAGAAAAUUAUGGGACAGUUGUCCUCAGCCAGUCAAGAGUUUCCCCUGGAACAGAGCACUGGAGAAUUUUAUUCAGCUCAUCCUUGACCUUGUUGUGGCUGUUAUCAAAUAUUUGUGUGUACCUUUACUGGCAGUUUCCUCCCUUAGUGAGAUGUCAUACUGUGCACAUCAGAAGAAGUUGUUCUAUGUUCCUUUCCCGCUUCUUAUUGGCAUUGCUGUUGCUGGGGCCCUAAAAGAUACUGCCUUGGAACUAUCUCCACGCCUCAAGGAUGCAGAAGUUCCAUGGCAUCUGAUUGCCAUAGCAAUAUUUUUUACCUUGAUCAAAUUGCCGGGGCCAUGUUAUCCAUACUGGGGACGCAUUUUUGUUCCACACAUUGCUAAUGGGGUGCUAUGGAGAACUCUGUGGUCUGCAUUUCUGUGGUUUAGAAGACCCAGAAAGGGAUCAGGAGCAGUGUUGCAACAAAAUUCAGCAGAUAGCAGUAAUUCUGAAACAAAUACUCUAAUUUCAUGAGUGAAUCAAGAUUGAGAUCAGACAUUCUGCAAGUUUAAAAGAACACUGAGAAAUGAGAGGCAAUUUUGAUCAGCAGAUUAAAGAUGAAUGAUAAAUGGGAAGCAAUUUUGAUCAGCAAGCUUGGUGGAUUGAUGUUUUGCAGUUGUUAAGAUAAAUGAUAAAGCAAUUCGCUGCUUCUAUUCAGUUUUUUUUCACCAAACUAUGAAAAAAGAUUUUGGAGUGGUGUUUAGAAGCUAAUUAUCUGUAUUGUUUCUGAGCAAUAGCAUCCAUUUAUUUGUGCUAAUUGCUAAGCUUUUCUUUUGCA